Oncorhynchus tshawytscha (Chinook salmon) is the source of this 2214-nucleotide messenger RNA. RefSeq names its product transmembrane protein 138. The record is from RefSeq and is a predicted model, not a curated record. The transcript is spliced from 7 exons. Lineage: Eukaryota; Metazoa; Chordata; Actinopteri; Salmoniformes; Salmonidae. Bases 831 to 1319 code for a protein of 162 amino acids. Gene Ontology annotation, cellular component: cilium.
UAUUUCCGGGUUUCAGCACGGAAAUGGCGUUUCCAUGGUAUUCGAAGAAAAGCCCGCAAAGCAAACACGGCCUUUGGCUUAAGCUAGCUAAUGAACUAGACGACGGUGACUGUUCAAUACUUCGUCCAACCCGUAAAAAAAAAGGGAGGACUAGAUAGCUAGAUUGGGAAGAUCAUGAUGAAGCUGAAAACCUGUCUUGUAUUCUCAUCUCAAAGUGACUCCAGUCCCAUCUGUUCAGUUUGGCUACCAGCAGAUUUAGGACUGAAGGGCUCUCUGCCUGGAUGACAAGCACACAGCCUACGUCCCUGAACACUGGUGAAAUUGCACAGGAACAAAGAAGAUGGAAGGACUUUUUUUUUUUUUUUUUUUUUUAACAGAACAUUGAAUUUGACUGUAAUUAGGAGUUGAAUGAAUGUUUUCUAAUACUAAAUGAAGAUUUAAAGGCAUCUAAACAUCAGUGGAUUGUGGAAACCAAAGUAAAGCUGGUUACCAGGCUCAAGGUGGGGAGACGGGUAGCCUGAAGGGCUAGCAACCGGAGGGUCGACGGACUGAAAUCCAGAGCCCUAUAAUUGAGAGAUUUAAGUGAAAAUGAAGUGUUGCUUGUUUGAAUGAGUGGAUUCAGGGAUGAAGUGUAGCUGGGCCUGGUUUAAGCUGGAGAGCUGAUCUGAUUGUUUAAAAGACCAAUUACUGGAGAGAGAGAAAAAAAAAUCCUACUUGGUCUGUCUGUAAACGCAGCCGGAGACGGAGAAGCUAGAGGCUGUGAACGUGUGAAGUUAAUCCCAGCUGUGUGCAGGUGUUCCUGGGCUAUGUAGCCAGACUUACCCCCUAGCAUGCUCCAGACCAACAACUACUCGCUGGUCCUUCUGGUCCAGCUGGGUCUGCUGACCUAUGACCUGUUCGUCAACUCCUUCAGCGAGCUGCUCAGGGCAGCGCCCGUCAUCCAGCUAGUGCUGUUCAUUAUCCAGGAUAUAGCCAUCCUGUUCAACGUGAUCAUCAUUCUGCUGAUGAUGUUCAACACGUACGUGUUCCAGGUCGGUCUGGUCUCUCUGCUACUGGAGAGGUUUAAAGGCUUGCUGGUGCUGUCUGCCAUCUACCUCACCCUCAGCAUCUCCUUUCACUGCUGGGUAGUGAACCUGAGAUGGCUGGAAUCGAAUCGUUUCAUCUGGACGAACGGCCUGCGUGUCCUCUUCGUCUUCCAGAGGGUUGCUGCAGUGUUGUAUUUCUACGUUUACAAACGGACAGCAGAGUGUCUGGGCGACCCGCGGCUGUAUCAGGACUCUGUCUGGCUGAGGGAUGCCUUCGUCAGAGCUCGUCAGUGAGAAGGAGGAAACGGAAGGAACAAUUACACCCCCAAAGGACUUAUUACCAGGCGAGGCUUGCCAGGCUCUGUGGUGACUCACUUGCCUGAGUGAGCCAUGUUCGUUAGGCAUGAAACUGAAACAGGGAGGGACUCCCUGUCCUUGUCCAAUAAGAAAUGACCAUUAUUGUUUUCCUGCUUCAAAACGGUUUGCCCAACUGAAAAUGACUGGGCUAGGAUGGAGCUGACGGAAAAGUGAGAAACUGCAAUGGGUUUGUACAGCAGGAUGGAUCAAGUCAAUGUACCACACUACACGAAUAUGGACUAAUGUUGUAACAAGUAUACAAGACACUAAAGGACAAUCUGAGGCAGAUACAUUUUUUUAAAACAGUACAUUCAUAAUGACAGCUAUUAAUUUAGUGUUUUUACUAAGAUGGAAUAAAUAUAGCAUCCCAAAUUGCACCCUAUUCCCUAAUAUAGUGCACUAAAUCGGGAAUGGAAUGCAAUUUGGGAUGCACGCCUGGUUCUGUAAACAACAGUGUAUAAGAGUUGUUACUGGUUCCCUCUCAGGUGAGAGAGGGGAAGUCCUGGGGCUCAACUCAAUCCAGUCUGUGUUGUAGCAUCAAGGUCAUUUCCUGUUGGGAGCAACGUUUACCGUGAAGGAAGUCUACGCUAUAAUGCUGAUCUUCUGCACUACACAUUGAAUGGAGCCUCUGGUUCAGUUUGUCCUGUAGAUAAGAUGUGCUGUUUACAAAGUUGAUGGAUAUUUGUUUUCAAAGUUAGAAUUUUCAAUCCAACACUUUUUAUAUCUUUUUUAUUUUAUUUUUAAAAAAUGGCGGUUCUCUGUGGAUUUUGUUUUCUUUCUUAACUCAUCUGAAUUUGAAAUGGUCAAACCAUAAAGGAAGUAACCCCACUUA